UGCCGUUGCUUGUCGCGACCAGUUCGCCGUUCCGUCCAUCCACGGACCACGGAAGCACGGACCACCACCACCAUAGCCCCUCCCCGAAGGCGAUCCUCUGCCCCCCUCUUCUUCCAGCCAGCCUGCCGUCUCGAGAUCCUGCGAGGCUGCGACGCGGUGUGGCGGCGGCCGGCAUCGCGUCCUAGUGGGUGGGAGAGGUGCGUUCUUGGUAAAAACUCGGCAUCCUUGGCUGCCCUUGGGGCAACGAGGCUUGUGCUGGAUUCUGACCUCGAGGUAGCCAGGAGUUGUCUGGGUUUAGAUCUGUAUAAGGAGGGAUGGCUUCUUCUGUAUUCAAGGCGAUGGCUGAGAAGGCAGGACCCGCCGCUCGUAAACAGGCCUUAACGUUGACUGAUGCGGCAGCAUCUAAAGUACACCACCUGCUUGAUCUCCGACAACGUUCUUAUCUCCGCCUUGGUGUGAAGGCGCGCGGUUGCAAUGGGUUGUCCUACACAUUGAAUUAUGCUGAUGAGAAGGGGAAGUUUGAUGAGCUUGUGGAAGAUAAAGGAGUUAAGAUACUAAUCGAGCCUAAAGCUCUUAUGCAUGUCAUUGGAACCAAAAUGGAUUUUAUUGAUGAUCCUCUUAGAUCCGAGUUUGUGUUCAUGAAUCCUAACUCCAAGGGAGAAUGCGGUUGUGGUGAAUCCUUCAUGACAGCAACCAACAAAAGCUUGGCAUAAUCCAGCAAAUUGCUAUGGUAAUUUGUAGAUUUAAGCCUCAAUGAUAGAGCAAGGGAUAUCCGCACUUCUCUCUUCUGUUGCACCAUCUUAUUGUGCUCUUGACAACAGCACAUGAGAUCGGCAUUCUAGAUCAGGGGCAAUGUUUUCGGUUUGAUACCCACAAGUAGUUAAAAAUGGGCAUUUUCUCUGCAAAGGGUGUGGACACAGCGGUCUGUUAUGUCUUGCAACAUUUGUCCAUUGCACCUUGCUGCCUUUGUAACCACAAAAAGGGCUGUCCAUCUGCCUUCUGUUAUAUACGAAGUUCAAUCUUACCUUCAUGGUGACAACC
Molecule: messenger RNA, 1041 nt
Organism: Brachypodium distachyon (stiff brome)
Lineage: Eukaryota; Viridiplantae; Streptophyta; Magnoliopsida; Poales; Poaceae
Product: iron-sulfur assembly protein IscA-like 1, mitochondrial
Exons: 5
Coding region: 315-713 (132 amino acids)
Biological process (GO): iron-sulfur cluster assembly
Cellular component (GO): cytoplasm; mitochondrion
Molecular function (GO): 2 iron, 2 sulfur cluster binding
Source: RefSeq, a predicted model, not a curated record